CAAUGACAACUUCCAAAGUGAUUUCUCAAGAUUCUUCAAAGAUAUCCAAGAUUCGACCUUUCCUCUAUCUAAGUGGAUUGGCACCACUUACGCCAACAUCGCUGAAACCAUUCACUUGUAUCAUCAAUUGUGUGGCAGGUCUCCGACAAUUUGCGCCGUCACAUCUCUCCGUCCUUCAUAUUCCAAUUGAAGAUGACGAAGGAACAGAUUUAAGUCCAUACUGGCAUAUUGUAUUCCGUAAAAUUGAUGAUCAAAAAAAAAAAUGGUGGCAAAGUGCUCAUUUUUUGUGGUCAGCAACCUUUGUUGUUGCAUAUUUGAUGUGUAUGGAGAAGAUGACCUUACGAGAUGCUUAUAAGGAAGUGCAAAAUAUACGAAACAUUAUUUGUCCUAAUGUUGGUUUUUUCAAACAAAUGAUUGAAUUAGAAGAAAAGUUGUACAAUCAAACAACGGUAAAGAUUAUCACACCAAUAAAUGGUAUCGAAGUACCAGAUGUUGUAUGGAAGGAGUUGUACGAUGAGAUGAUGGAUGACAUUGAUAAGAAUGGUUCUUGA
Molecule: messenger RNA, 551 nt
Organism: Loa loa (African eye worm)
Lineage: Eukaryota; Metazoa; Nematoda; Chromadorea; Rhabditida; Onchocercidae
Exons: 4
Biological process (GO): protein dephosphorylation
Cellular component (GO): cytoplasm
Molecular function (GO): protein tyrosine/serine/threonine phosphatase activity
Source: RefSeq, a predicted model, not a curated record